UGUAGUAGGUUGCGUGACUGGGCUGAGGUACAAGAGCAGCUGCUCGCCCAGCUGUUCGCGUUUGUUUAGUAAGUCUUUCUUUGGGGAUGUCUGGAACACGAGCAAAGAAACAGGGAAUCGGGGCCGAGGCCGAGAAGAAGAUAGCUGCUAAAUAUCCCAAAGAAUGGGAGGCGGACGCUAUGGCUUGGGUUGCGAAUAUGUCGGGACAGUCCGUGGAAUGGGGGACUGGUGAUGAGGCUAGAUUGGGUGAUAACUUCGCCAAACCACUAACAGAUGGAGUCAUUCUCUGCCAUGUCGUAAACAACCUGUUCCCUAAUUCAGUUAAAAAAGUACACGAUCAGAACCCCAACGCCUUCAAGAUGCAGGAAAACAUAUCUAACUUCCUGAAAGCUUGCGAGGCCAACGGUGUGGAUAGAGUGCACAUUUUCCAGACAGUAGACUUGUAUGAAAAGCAAAAUGUUGGCCAGGUCAUCUCAUGCUUGCAAGCAUUAUCUCGUGUGGCAAAUAAAAAAGAUCCCAGUAAACCACUUUUUGGRCCSAAACAGGCCGAUGAAUGCAAGAGAGAGUUCACCGAGGAACAACUCAAGGAGGCCGCAAAGAAAGCUCACUAGGAAUGUCAUAUGAUUACCCAGUGGUGCAUUGCUGGCUUAUCUUUUUUUUUGGCGCUAUAAGGUCUAUCAAGACGCGGACUUUGCAUCAAUCUAUUUGCGUGAAUCAUGUUGGAUUUAAUAGUAAUAAUAAAAAUUAAAAUAAUAAUUUGAAUAUUUGAUCAAAAAUUGAUUUAUUUUGUAAUUCUACUUAAUCAAUAUUCUCCAUGGAUUAUUUGAAUAUAUAGUGCAUUCAUUAUUUCCGUUAAAUACUUAAGAAAUUGCACAAAUUUUGCACUAAUUAAACAAAAGAAGGUUAUUCUAUUUUGCAAAAUUCAAAUAAUCUAAAUACAACAACCAGUGUAUAGAAUGGCUUUGCUGCAAAGUCCGUCCUUGAUUGGCUAAACUAAAAUUCUAGCCUUAAAACGUUUUUCGUACAAUACUUUAUCUUAUAUUAGAACCCUGGGUAAGUUUUAAAACACAGAAUAAAGAUGUUGAAAAUAACUUGA
This is a messenger RNA of Exaiptasia diaphana, 1096 nucleotides long. Its product is annotated as myophilin. The record is from RefSeq and is a predicted model, not a curated record. NCBI's taxonomy places the organism in Eukaryota, Metazoa, Cnidaria, Anthozoa, Actiniaria, Aiptasiidae. Bases 87 to 611 code for a protein of 174 amino acids. The transcript is spliced from 6 exons. Gene Ontology annotation, molecular function: protein binding.